UUUAAACGUAGCAGACCAACUCGUAUUUCAGAAUGCGCUGUGCCCGACCGACCUCGCUUGUUAGAGUAUCCCGGAAAACAGCGAAUAAAGAAGAUUCUUCUGAAACUUCCACAGUAGUAUGGCAGUUAUUACACGGAGAUCUUGGGUGUUUCAGGGUGCCAGGGCCUUAGGAACCCUAUAUGGAAACAAAUCAUUGCGUCACCACGAUGGAAUUCCGGUUCUGAAGAGGAAAUUGAGCAAUGGAAAGGAGAGUAAACUUGAAGCUCUAGUGACCUUUGGGGAAUCUAAGCGCAUUAUACGCUUUAAGAAGGGAGACGAUUUGAAAACCUUUCGUCAUCAUUUCCUAAGGGCCUUCUCUGAUAUUCUCUCAGAAGAUGUUGCUCCGGGGAAUGUUAAAUUUCAGAAAUUUGAUCACAACUUCAAUGAAUAUGUGGAAGUCAAACAUGACCUAGGGUUGGAAGAAAAUGACAAGCUGAAAGCCAUAGUCAUUCUAAAGAACGAGAACAAGGCUGCACAAAUAUCUUCCGCUGAGAUUCAACAAGACAUGGAACCCCAACAGUGGCCCCGAUUGUGGCCCCAUUGUCACAUGGUGUAUCCAUGGCUUCCAAUAAACAAUUUAGGGCCGGGUUCGCCGAUGUUUUCAAGGCCUCAUCCAAUCAAAAAAAAUACCACAUACCAACUUUGGAGCCCAGUCAGCAAGAUAAACGACGGUUGCAUUGAACGUCAUUCGCAGACUAAUAUAGUGAAUUGCAAAGGAAAUUUCAACGGAGGAAUUAACACUGUUAUGAAAGCUAUUGAUGAAACAAGCAUUUUGACCUUCUACGUGGCGCUUCAGUUUAAAAAUAGUUCAGAUAGAAAGGACUAUGUACUGACUGGAAAUGCAGAAGGACAGGACAUUACCUCAACAGAGGUACAAAUUGGAGUGCCACUCGACGAUAAAUGUAUCUUUUUGCCCCUUUACUACUGGAGUUACACCAUGUUCCAAAACAAGAACGAUAAGAACCUAUACCUGGGUUGCGAUCACACUGGAAAAGCAACAUUGGUGAAAAAUGCU
Messenger RNA from Pocillopora damicornis (cauliflower coral), 1054 nucleotides. RefSeq lists its product as uncharacterized. The record is from RefSeq and is a predicted model, not a curated record. NCBI's taxonomy places the organism in Eukaryota, Metazoa, Cnidaria, Anthozoa, Scleractinia, Pocilloporidae.